Messenger RNA from Salarias fasciatus (jewelled blenny), 519 nucleotides. RefSeq names its product lectin-like. The record is from RefSeq and is a predicted model, not a curated record. Lineage: Eukaryota; Metazoa; Chordata; Actinopteri; Blenniiformes; Blenniidae. The transcript has 3 exons. Bases 96 to 446 code for a protein of 116 amino acids.
UCCUCCUCACAGUAUAUAAAAGGUGGGUGUUUCAAAGUACUUCACCUCUUUGCCUUUUCAGCAGCCUGACCAGGGGGAAACAUCCAAGCCUCAUCAUGAGCAGAAACUACCUGUCCAAAAAUGACGAGCUCCGCAAAGGCGACUACCUCUUGUCCAACAACAGGGAGUUCAAGGCAAUUUUUCAGGAUGAUGGGAACUUUGUGAUCUAUGGCUGGAAACCUCUGUGGCAUAGUGACACUGCAAACAUGGAGGGUGUCCGUGUGUGCAUGCAGGCCGACUGCAACCUGGUCAUGUACACCAGAGACUCCAAGGCUGUGUGGCACACCAACUCUGCCAAGGACGCCAAAAACAUGUGCCAACUUCGCCUGACGGACGAAGGGAAGCUGGUGGUGAGCCGAGAGUAUGACGAGAUCUGGAACUCCUCCAACUCACAAGGCAUGAAGUGAACUUUGAAAGUUCAGCUUUGUUGUUUCAACAAAUUUUCCUUUCUAUGUAAUUAAAAUCAUUGAAAGGCUUGAA